AUGGGGCUGGGCUCGAGUUCCGAGGUCCCCGACGGCGGCGCCGAGGGCUUCCACGUACACGGGGUUCAAGAAAAUUCCCCAGCUCAGCAAGGAGGACUGGAACCUUUCUUUGAUUUCAUCAUUGCCAUAGGACACACAAGGCUUAAUAAAGAAAACAAUAUGUUGAAAGAUCUGCUGAAGGCAAAUGCUGAAAAAGUAGUGAAGCUGGAGGUGUAUAAUCUCAAAACAAUGAAAAUAAGAGAGGUGGAGGUGAUCCCCAGUAAUAUGUGGGGAGGACAAGGCCUUCUUGGAGCCAGUGUGAGGUUCUGCAGCUUCCAGGGAGCCAAUGAACAUGUGUGGCAUGUUUUGGAUGUUGAACCUGCAUCUCCUGCAGCUCUAGCUGGCCUCCAGCCGAACACAGACUACAUUGUUGGAUCUGAUCAGAUUCUUCAGGAGUCAGAGGAUUUCUUUUCACUGAUUGAAUCCCAUGAGGGGAAGCCACUGAAGCUGAUGGUUUAUAACACUGAAGCUGAUUCCAUUCGAGAGGUAGUUGUGACUCCCAAUGGAGCUUGGGGUGGAGAAGGAAGUUUAGGAUGUGGCAUUGGCUAUGGCUAUUUGCACAGAAUUCCCACGCAGGCUAUAACAUCGAAGAAAAAGCCAGAGAGCAAACCACCUUCACCCUUACCAGAAGCUGGAACUCCUGUACCUUCUACUAAUGGCUACACAGAGACUCCAUUACUGGCACCUACUUCUCAGAGUGACAACUCAGGAACGGUUAUGGACUUGGAUCAUUCCACAGCUCAAGAAAUGAGUGGUUAUUCACCAGAAAGCUCACUUUCCCCUCCUCCCCCUCUCCAGAGAGUUAUGGAUCCAGGAUUUCUAGAUAUGUCUGAUAUUUCACUUCCUGAACUCACUAACUUAACUAAAGUGCCCAACAUGUCUUCAGCUGCCUCCUCCACCAUGCCAGCAGCAGAUGCUUCAGUAGGCACUGAGAAGUUAAUGCUGAAUGUUUCUGCUUAUUUUGAAAAUGCCACGGCCUUGGACCCUGAAGAUGUAACCAUGCAUUCUGAAAGCUCAGUCAAACAGCCUGAGCUGGAUGACCUCCUGCCUUCAGUUCCAUCUUUACCUUCUUUUGCUCUUCCUAAUGAAAUUUCUUCAAAACCAACACUCGGAACUGAUCCUGAUAACCCAGAAACCAAGGAAACCAAGCUGCUCUUCAACAGUAUUGAGAGCUCAUUAACCACAAGUCCAGUGAAACUAGAUGCUGAAGCAGCAUGUGAACAGAAAGAAGCAGCAGCUGCACAAGAGCAUGAGUGA
Molecule: messenger RNA, 1296 nt
Organism: Indicator indicator
Lineage: Eukaryota; Metazoa; Chordata; Aves; Piciformes; Indicatoridae
Gene: GORASP1
Product: golgi reassembly stacking protein 1
Exons: 9
Coding region: 1-1296 (431 amino acids)
Biological process (GO): Golgi organization
Cellular component (GO): Golgi apparatus
Molecular function (GO): protein binding
Source: RefSeq, a predicted model, not a curated record